UGUCUCCCUACGACACCGAGUCUUUGUGUGGGUAUAUAAGGCACGAACAGCGCGUAUCAGGUACCAGUCUCCCGGCCGUAUCAGGUGAGUGGCUGUGGUCAAGAUGAGGGUGCUUGUGGUAACUACCUUGGUGGUGGCGGCGGCGGCUGAGAACUUCUACCGUCUCCCCUCCCCCUACACUUACUCCUGUAAGGAGAGCCGCUGCGUCAAGGAGGAACGCAGCCACGCCAGGGAGCAGCGUUCCCUGGAGCAAUGCCAGCUGACCUGUGGCAAGUAUGGCUCUCUGUGGCCACAGCCCACAGGGGAGGUCCAGCUGUCGCCAGAGACGGUCCACUUCACCCCUAGGAACAUGAAGGUGACCAAGCUCACGGUGUCUGGACAGAAAGUGUCAGAGAUGCUGGAAGAGGCCACCCGACACUUCACCCGCAACAUCCACUUCCUCCACCCAGACUUCCCUGAGGAGAAGAAGAGGCCGCUCACCAAGGAACACCUCGCUAACAUCAACAUUGGUGGCUAUAAUGAACAGCAGCAGCAGCAGCAGUUCAGUCAACAAACGGAGAACAAACCCGGAGAUAUCAACGAACAUAACACCGCUUCCGCCAUAAUACAUACACCAAAAGAGUACGUGAAGUUCUCUCCCUUCCUGAAGGAGAGGAGCAGCCCCAGGAUAGAGCGCCACAGAGUCAACAUAGAGAUCACCGUCACAUCCCCAGAAGACAAACUCACACUCGACACUGAUGAGAAGUACACUGUGGACAUUCAGACUGCUGGGGAACAAACACAAGUUAAGAUUCAAGCAACGACCUACUAUGGUGCCCGCCACGCCCUGGAGUCUGUGUCUCAGCUCAUCGCCUACGACGAUGUCAACAAUGCUCUCCAGAUCGUCCAGAAGGCCACAAUCCAGGACGAACCCAAGUUCAAGUACCGCGGCUUUAUGUUGGACACUGGUCGUAACUUCUACCCGAAGGAGGACCUGAUGCGUCUAAUGGACGCCAUGUCCUACAACAAGAUGAACUACUUCCACUGGCACAUCACCGACGCCGCUUCCUUCCCCUUGUACUCCAACCGUCGCCCAGAGAUGGCUUACUACGGGUCCUACUCCCCAAGAAAGGUCUACUACCCAGAAGACAUCACCGAGAUCGUUCAGUACGCCAAGCUCCGCGGUAUCAGCGUGAUCCCUGAGUUAGACGGUCCCGCCCACACCUCUGCUGGCUGGCAAUGGGGCGAAAAGGAAGGCAAGGGCAACCUGGUCCUGUGUACCGGCAAGGAGGAGCCAUGGUUCAACCUGGGCACGGAGCCACCCAGCGGUCAACUCAACCCCGUCAACCCCGAAGUGUACAACGUCCUCGGAGAACUGUACAGUGACAUGCUCCAGUACUUCGACCCCGAGAUGGUGCACAUGGGAGGUGAUGAUGUGAGCUUCAAGUGCUGGGAAGGUGCCACCGAAAUCAAGGAAUACUUGGCUUCCAACGCCCGUGAACCAAGCACUCAGCAAUACAUGGAACUGUGGAACCUGUACCAAAACAACGCUUUCUCCAAGCUGCAGGAGGCAGCUGGUCAGGCACAAAAUAUCACUCCCAUCAUCCACUCCUCCUCCUUCGCCAGCCAAUACAUCGAUAAGAACAGCUACAUCAUCCAGAUCAACGAGGCUGCCACUGAUAAAAUAAUUGCUGAUUACGUCAAUAAGGGUCACAGGAUUAUCCUUUCUAACCAAGAUCAGUGGAGACUGGACUGCUCUGGCUCGAUCUGGGUUGGAGACAAGACUCAGAACUGUGCACAAGACAUCCCCACCUGGGAGCACUUCUACAACAACAGCCCACUGGAUAUACUUUACAAUCUGGGCCUGACCAACGCCCGCAGUGAUGUUAAACAACAGACCAGUGACGUCAACCCCCGAGACUUGGUACUUGGAGGAGAAGCUACACUGUGGAGCUCCGAGACUGAUGCUAAUGGCCUUCAGGCCAAGACUUGGCCCCGCGUCUCCGCCAUGGCUGAACGUCUGUGGUCUGACCCAACCCUGCCAGUCCAAGGUCUUGACACAACCCAGAAGCGUCUCAACACCCACCGCCAGCGUAUGGUGUUCCGCGGCAUUCACGUUGACCCCAUCCAGCCAGAGUACUGCAUGCAAGACGAGAGUGCCUGUUACAGCCAGGAGCAGUACCUCGCCCGCUCAACCAUCCCCGCCUAAUAGGCGCUUGAAGCAACUUAAUCCGUUGUUUUAACAUUCCAUUCUCCAUGCAAGAACAAGUUUUGGAUCUCGAAUGUAAGUUAUCUCAGAGUGGGUUAGCCUCUUGAGGUUAGCAGCCAUAUGAACAAAAAUCUGGUACAAAAUGUUUACUUUGUGACCGAGGGAAUAAUACAUGUAUGUUGUUGUUGACGUCUGUGUAGAGCAUCAGUAUACAGUGUGUCCUCCUUCCUCUACACUCACAGCAGUAAAUGACCUUGUCUGGAUUACAAAAUAUUGUCGCUUAAUAACUCACUUCUUAUGGGUCACUGGUCACUACAUCACUCAUCAACAAUUUGCUCACCAAAGAUCGAAUCUGAUGUGAUGCAAUUUCAAUAAUAAAAAGAUUGAAAAUUA
Messenger RNA from Homarus americanus (American lobster), 2581 nucleotides. Its product is annotated as chitooligosaccharidolytic beta-N-acetylglucosaminidase-like. The record is from RefSeq and is a predicted model, not a curated record. Bases 104 to 2188 code for a protein of 694 amino acids. NCBI's taxonomy places the organism in Eukaryota, Metazoa, Arthropoda, Malacostraca, Decapoda, Nephropidae. Gene Ontology annotation, molecular function: beta-N-acetylhexosaminidase activity. The transcript is spliced from 9 exons. Gene Ontology annotation, cellular component: membrane. Gene Ontology annotation, biological process: ganglioside catabolic process; carbohydrate metabolic process; glycosaminoglycan metabolic process.